AUGGAACGACGAUUGAAAGCUCUUUACUUCACUUCGCCGUGCAGGUUCCAAGGCGAUAUAUUUCGCAGAAGGUACAGAAUGCAACCUCAUGUGUUUAACCAAAUGAUGCAUGAUGUCGCCAACCACGAUCCGUACUUCGUGCAAACUGAUGAUGCCUCCGGCAGAGUUGGUUUGUCUACCGAACAAAAGCUGACUUGUGCUAUGAGGACGCUUGCUUACGGGCUUCCGGCCGACCUGUGUGAUGAGUUUCUAGACGUAGUUGAAUCUACAGCUUUGGAGAUCUUGUCGCACUUUACUAGAGCAAUCUGGAAUGUGUACCACGAUCAUUACCUUUGUCGACCAACUCCGGCAUAUUUGCAGCGGUUGCUCGAUGUUGCCGACGAAAGGGGGUUCCCCGGAAUGGUGGGAAGUCUCGAUUGUUCCCUUAAUGAUAUUAAUGUACUUGGAAUGUCUCCAUUAUUCAAGGAAAUAUGCACAGGUGAGGCUCCUCGAGUUUCGUACCAUGUAGGUGAUAGAGAAUAUGGCCAAUGCUACUACCUAGUCGAUGGGAUCUACCCUAAAUGGGGAUCUUUUGUGAAAGCAAUUAGAAAUCCAAUUACGCCAGAGCAAGCUCAUUUUACAAAGAUGCAGGAGUCAUACAGAAAAGACGUGGAGAGGGCUUUUGGCAUUCUCCAAGCUCGUUUUGCAAUAGUAAGAGGACCCGCCCGUGGAUGGGAUAGAGAGGAUCUAUCAUACAUCAUGAUGACCUGCAUUAUUUUGCACAACAUGAUUGUCGAUGAUGAGCGUGAAGAAGAUGAAGAGUCGCCUUUUGACCCCGAUGAUAUCCCCACCAGACCAAGGAAAGCACAAAUAUAUGAGAGGUAUAAGGAUGAUCAUGAGGUUGAGCGCAACCGUCUUGAACUUGAGGAGUUCAUGACCCGUUACCAGGGGGUUAGAUGCCCAAUUGUGCAUAGAGUCCUUCAAGGAGAUUUGGUUAAGCACCUCUGGAACAUGAAGCUACAAGCAGAGCGGAACCGCAGAUGA
Messenger RNA from Rosa chinensis, 1023 nucleotides. RefSeq lists its product as uncharacterized. The transcript is spliced from 2 exons. NCBI's taxonomy places the organism in Eukaryota, Viridiplantae, Streptophyta, Magnoliopsida, Rosales, Rosaceae. Bases 1 to 1023 code for a protein of 340 amino acids. The record is from RefSeq and is a predicted model, not a curated record.